CAUGAGAGAGAGAGAGAGAGAGAGAGAGAGAGAGAGACGCGCGGACGCAACUGAACAUUGAGCUGGCUCUCUUAGAAGAGUGGUUUAGUUAUCAGGAACGCUUCAUGUUGAGCUUUUAUGCGUGUGUUUGUGUGUGGAACUGGACUGGAAUUGGGAUUUGUAAUAUUGGAUAUGAUUUUCAACUGAUAUAAACAUGGAUUGGAUUUCAUGGAUUUCUUUUUUGGUCACAUUAAUAAUCAUUCCAGUUUACAUAUCAGGUGAACCGCUGGAAUUAAAUGUGACAUUUGACAUAUGGGAGGGAAAUGUAACUGUGCUCUGGGAUCCCCCUGAAGUAGCCCCUCUAAAUGCCCUUUAUCAAGUGAAUACAGCACUAGAUAAAGGUCCUGAUGCUGAGUGGGACAUUGUGCCAGAGUGUAACAUGACGACAGAAACUAGAUGUGAACUUGGGAACUUUAUAUACAAACCUUUAAUGAAAAUAAAGAUCGGACUGUUUGAAGGAAAUUAUAACUUUUCCUGGUCAGAUCCAAGACGAAUUCAUUUAAUGGACAGCAAAUUGUUGGCUCCAGAGUUUGACCUUUCUUCCUCCUCUAAUACGGUGAAAGUUAAGAUUUACAGAAAGCCUUUUCUCAAAGAUCUUUUUGAUUAUGGCACAGAAUACACAGCUAUUCUGUAUCCAAAAGGACGGGAGAGCGAGGCUUUAACAGUAAUUGAUGAUGAAGAAGAUGGUGAGGUGGAGUUCACUUCAUUAUCGUUAUGGCAGGAGUAUUGUGUUCAAGUGAAAGUGGAGAUGGUAUCUAAUGAUGGGAGAAACACCUCAUUACCACAAUGCAUAUAUCUAUCAGCAGAUAUGUCCCUGAUGAUCUUCAUAGCUGCUAUCGGCGUAGUUGGAGUCAUGUCCUUCUUCAUGUUUGCCGUCUGUUUCUUCCUGAAGCGUCCGAGUAAAAUGCCGGCGGUUCUGAAAUCUGCUGUGAAUGGAUGGAACCCUAUGCACGUAGGAUUGAUCCAAGUGGAAACAGUCACUGACAAGGGAUGGGUAGUUACCAACAAUAAAAAGGCGGGAAAGAGUAAAGCAUUUGAUGAGAACAAGAACCUGCUGGAGGAGGACAAAGAGAGAAGAGAGAGUACAGACAGCGGGGUGAGCGUUGGCCAGCAGCAUUCAGUUAAGAACCCAAGCACAGAUGGAAAUAUGGGACAGGAAGACAGCGGCUGUGGCAGUGUGACUGACUCCGAGGACAGUCUCAGCAGUGGAAGAAGAAGUCUGGAAGAGCUCCCUUCCCUGGACGGAGGAGUAAAUAGCUGCAACCAAACUGAAAGAAAAGAGGACAGUGGCUUGGGAAUGGGAAACCGGGAUGUGUCUGACAAUCUCAAUGGGGCAGGUGGGGACCUCCUGUCUGAGAUAGUAGUCGUUGGGGAUGGAUAUCGUAGUCAGAGUCCUUCAACUUUUGCUGAAAGUGAGGCCAACAUCCCAUGUGACGUAGAGGCUAACAUGGCUAGCCCUAGCUGUGGCUAUCGGUCUGGUCAUGUCACAUGCUUGUGUUCUGACGUUGAGACUUGCAUGUGGUGCAAAACCAGGAAGCUACCAACAGACAGUGAUUCAUUGUCUCAUGAGCAAACCACAACCGAUAAUGACAACGACAGACCAAGCUAUUUGAAAAAAUCUCCUUUACAGUCUGUGAAUGUAUUAGGUUUGGGGGAUUUGUCCUCCCAGUAUGACGAGGACUGCAGCGAGUCGUCGCUUUUUAUCACCUGUCCACUACUUCUACAAGAACCUUGCGAGAUGGACACGUUGCCUCUUAAGUUAGGAGACAUAGAACUGACAUUCACGUGAGAUGUGGGCUUUUUAUGACUGGGUAAAAGCACAGAUCAAAGCGUAUCUGCUUUCCCUCAUGUUGCUUGCUCCAGAAGACGUUUAUUUCUCGAUUAGAGCAACAGCAGAGAGAUGCUUUGUGUGGCUAUGUCACUAAUACUGGGACAUCCGAUGUGGGACCGUCCCUCUGUGACUUCCUGCAUGCAUCAGGUUAUCAUUUUGCCAAUAUGAUGACCAGAGAGGAGACAUUCAAGCUUCUAUUUGAGUGAAUAAGAGUGAGAUACUAUCAGAAUGGGAUGACGAUGACACUGAGACAUUUCUAAUUCUCAGUAUCUAAUCUCACGAAUCUCACCCACCAUUGAGACAGUGACGCAAUUAUGUUACAAUCUCAAAAAAAAGGGGGGAGUUUUGGUAGCAAUGCUGCAGAAGAACACAUUUUUUUGGGUGCCCAAAGAACCUUUCAGUAAUCGGUUCAAUCACUAUAAAAAAAGUGCAAUGGUAAGGUCGUGUGGAUGCUAAAAGUUACUCAUAGGACCAUCAGUGGCAAUAAAAAACCUGUACAUACACACUUUUAUAAUUUUGCACAUGCAUUGUACAUAUUUACAUUUGAUGUUAUGUACUGACAUUUGUAUAUGCUGAAUAUUGAGUUGUGCUGAAUGUGAUGGAAUGAUGGAAAAUAAAUAAUAAAAAUAACUAGAUUUU
Molecule: messenger RNA, 2509 nt
Organism: Carassius gibelio (silver crucian carp)
Lineage: Eukaryota; Metazoa; Chordata; Actinopteri; Cypriniformes; Cyprinidae
Exons: 7
Coding region: 194-1828 (544 amino acids)
Molecular function (GO): protein binding
Source: RefSeq, a predicted model, not a curated record